This is a messenger RNA of Myxocyprinus asiaticus (Chinese sucker), 6582 nucleotides long. RefSeq names its product family with sequence similarity 83 member Hb (gene sack1hb). Gene Ontology annotation, molecular function: keratin filament binding. The record is from RefSeq and is a predicted model, not a curated record. Gene Ontology annotation, cellular component: keratin filament. Gene Ontology annotation, biological process: intermediate filament cytoskeleton organization; protein localization to cytoskeleton; positive regulation of cell migration. Bases 1136 to 4717 code for a protein of 1193 amino acids. The transcript has 5 exons. NCBI's taxonomy places the organism in Eukaryota, Metazoa, Chordata, Actinopteri, Cypriniformes, Catostomidae.
GAUAUGCAGAACCAAUAUUUUAAUAAAUGUAAUGAUUUUUUGAUGAUCUUUAUUUUACAGAGAAAAUAUGAAAAAAAUGAGAAAAUGUUUUAUAUUACAAUAAUAAUGACAUACACUUUAUGGCCAAAAGUUUGUGGAAACCAUAUGUGCUUGAUGAACAUUUGAUUUCAAAACCUUAGGCAUCAAUUUCCCCCUUUGCUGUAAUAACAGCUUCCACUCUUUUGGGAAGGCUUUCCACUAUACUGUAUGUAGUAUCAUGGCUGCACAAUUCAGACACAAUGCUAUCAGUGAGGUCAGGGACUGAUGUUGGUCGAUGGGGCCUGACUUACAGUUGCUGUUCCAUUUCAUCGCAAAAGUGAUCAGUGGGGUUCAGGUCUGGGCUUUGUGCAGGCCAGUCAAUUUCUUCCACGCCAGACACAGUAAACCAUUUCUUUAUGGACCUCACUUUGUUCACAGGGGCAUUGUCAUGCUGGAACAGAAAAGUGCUAUCCCCAAACAGUUGCCACAAAUUUGGAAGCACACAAAGCCCAAGCCAUUACAUAAAGAAACAUUAAGAUUUUUCUUUACUGGAUUUAAUGGAGUAACCAAAUUCAUGAAGCAGAAGAGGGUGUCCACAAACUUUUGGCCAUAUAGUGUACCAUGUUUUUUAUAUAACUACUACUACAACAACAACAAUAAUAGGCAAAAUAAUUUGAAAACAUUUGAUUUCAAACGGAGAACAUAAACAACAAGGGAGUCUACCAACAUUGCAUGAAUGUAAUCUUCGAUUUUAAACUGCAGUUGUAAAAGGUUUAGGUGUUGUUUAAUAGGCUAAAGGCAAAUAGUUUGCUGGAAUAAGUAAACAUUCUCAGGAAAGUGAAAAAACAAUAAAUAAAUUGCUGCAAUUACAGAGAGGUGAUUGUAAAUGAGAUGGCUGGUGGAGUUCAUGACACACACUUGUCUUGUGUGGGUGCCUCGUGCCGCAAUCCCUGUGGAAAGAUUGACUGGGAAAAAUAUUUCGUGAACGAGACAGCUAAAAAAGGGGGCAGACACUGUUGCACUCAAUUACAAUGAAUAAAACAAUAUUUCUAGAUGCUCUGUUAGAUUUACAUUUAUUGAAAAUGUUUGUUUAUUAGGUUGUUUUCCCUGCUCCAUAAUGGCCCAUCGGUCCCAGAGUUCUUCAGUGGGAGACAACCCUCUGGAUCCCAAUUACUUGCGCCCCCAUUACCGGGAAGAGUAUCGCAUGGCUAUUGAUGCCCUGGUGGAGGAAGACCUUGAGGGCUAUUACAGUUUCUUACAAAAUGCUAAUGUAGUUGACUUCUUGUCAAGGCCAGAGAUUGAGCAUAUUAAAUGCACAGUACGGUCACCUCAGAGUGCUGGAAAUGUACCAGAACUGCCCUAUCAUGAAAUAGAUCAGGAUGGGUCUUCUGACACCUACUGGCCACUGCACUCUGAUUUGGAUGCACCAGGACUAGACCUUGGCUGGCCUCUACAGCAGCACUGUUUUGUAGGGCCAACAGAAGUCACAAUGUUGGUAAACCCCUCUGACCCUGAAAUGCCCAGCAUUAAGGAACAGGCCCGGAGACUCAUCAAAAAUGCUAAUCAGGUCAUUGCAGUGGUGAUGGAUAUUUUCACAGAUGUUGAUAUAUUUUCUGAUCUUUUGGAUGCUGCAGCACGUCAUGUGCCUGUCUAUAUUCUGCUAGAUGAACACAAUGCCCAUCAUUUUGUUUCCAUGGUGACAUGCUGCAAAGUGAACCUGGAUAUGAUCCAUAUGAUGCGGGUACGGACAGUGGCGGGCGUUACCUAUUUCUGCCGCACAGGGAAGUCAUUUAAAGGUCAAGUGAUGGACCGUUUUCUUCUGACAGACUGCAGAGCAGUGCUCAGUGGAAACUAUAGCUUUAUGUGGUCUUUUGAGAAGAUCCACCGCUGCAUUGCCCACUUGUUCCUUGGAGAACUAGUUGCCACUUUUGACGAGGAGUUUCGUAUUUUGUUUGCUCAGUCUCAGCCGCUUAUUGUUGAAAAUGCCCUUGUGCCCAUGCCACAUGAUAAAACAAGUAGUUACCUUGGCAACCAGUUUGGCUUAAAAAGGACUCAGUCACUGAGGAAUCCCAGAGGAUUUCUUCGCCAGCCAGAACUUACUGCUUACCCAUUUGGGGAUCGUGUUGAAUCUAUACUGCCUUUUCGGAGGGAUGACCCAUUUCGCCAUACUCUUGAGCCAGGUGCUAUGCAGGUCACAAAAUAUGCAUCACAGCAGUUCAGAAUGCAACAGUCAUUCUUGGAUCAAGGCCGCUCAAUGUUAGCUUCCAGGCAGAUGGAAAUGAAUGCAUAUAAGAGGCAUAGUUAUGCUGAGGGCACACAUGAGACCUACGCGUCCUCUCGGCAGUAUAUGAAGCAUCGUGUAAUGAACAAUUUGGAGGAGAUGGAAUCACAAUACCAGAGAGAACAACAUUACUAUCAAAGUGAAGGUAUUGGACCUGAUCCAGAGCAUGGACGAUAUGAUCGCCUAAACUAUGGAUUGAACCAGACAGAUCAGUACUCUGAUUCUGCAUAUGCAACUGAACUCGAAGCACCAGGAAACCUUAAUGUUUUAUCGUCUGAUGACCUCAGACACGGUUCAGAAAAACAAUAUCAUUCUGGAGGGGGCCGCUAUGGCCUGCAAAGCCACAAGAGGCCUUCUGUGGGCCACGCAUAUGCCUGUCAGAGUUCGCCAACACAGCCGCAUCCUCCAGAUCACAAGCAGUUAUUCCCUACUGGAGAGCAGACAAGGCAAUCCCAGGACCCCAGUGCGAAGCAGGGAUUACGGAGCUGGAGAAUCAACUCUUACCUCAGCACCUAUGAAGAUGUAGGGGAGGAGGGCCUGCAUCAGCCCAUGGGUCCAGAUGCCUUUGAUGAGCCACAGCAACAACCUGACCGCAGACCUUAUUACCCAGAGGGACCAGGCUCUCAUUUCAACACAAGAGAACCUCCAAAUAUCCCAACUAAGUCAAACUUUGACUUGUGGCCACGCUUCAGUAAACCCAUCUUACAAGAGAGGAAUCAAGUAAAGGAUAUUAGCUCUGAUCUGGGGCCCACAGGUACUGACACUCUGAAGCCAGCAAUUUCAAGUUCAUCACUAGCAUCAUCAACAGAUAAUGAAAAAGAGGUGGAGUUCAAAGAACCAAAGGAGAUAAGCAUUACCAAACACGAGUCUUUCCGAACUCGAAUUAAUCCAAUGCUGCAAAGGAGCUCAAGACUACGCUCUUCAUUAAUCUUCAGCUCCUCUAAGCUGGAGCAACACAGCUCCUCACAGGCUAAGUCUGGUGGGGAGUUGCAAGAGGAGAAAGAGGAGACAGAGCCUAUUCGUUACUCAUCCAUUGUGGCAGAGAUUCUGGAGAAGAGGAGAUCAUUGUCAAGAGAGCCAUUUGACUGGAGUAAGCAUAAAAAAGCAGACGAAAAAGAUGGCAUUAACUCUUCAACAGUAGAUCUGACAACAAUCCAAGACACCACAAACAAUAAAGAGGAGCAUGUAAAAGAAAAAGAGAAACCUGAAGGUCCUGUACCUGUGGACCAAACCAAAGUUACACAGCCAACAGAGCAUGACUUGAAUGAUCCAGCAAGCCGACUUGAGUACUUCAAAGAACUAGCAGCAAAGAGAAAGUCAAAUUUACAAUUAAAUGUAGUUCCUAAAAGUCAACAACCAUCCAUGGUGAAGACAGACCUCUCUAAUACACAACUAAGUGCAACAGCAACCCAAGUUCAAUAUGUGUCAAUUAUUUCAGAGGAGUCCACUGCCAAGAUACAAGACCCAUCCACUGCACAAACAGAUCCCUCUGCAACGCACCCAUUGAUCCCAGCAAAACCAAAACCUUUUGAGGUCUGUGUUGACAGGCCAUGCACAAACAGCAAAACUCUAACUGAGAAUACAGCUAAUGCAGCAAAAAAAGAGCCAGCUAAGGAACUAAUUGUCACUAAGUCUCAUAAGCCUUUCUCCUCAGCAAAUUUCUUCAAAAAAGACAUAUUAAGACCUUCCAAGGGCUCUCAAACUCGACGGAUCUCAUGCGGUGAGGAGAUUCACACAGAUGCAACAGAUGCUGAAAAAAGUGAGCUUAAGAAGUCGCGCAGCCUCAGCUCAUCAGGCAUAUCACGCACAGAGUCCAAAGAAAGUCUGAGCCUCACCCGGCAGGGCUCCAAUGCAUCCAUAAACCUUGUGGGCUCUGAAGGCAAAGAUACAAAAGCCCUUGACUUUCUCAAGAAACAAACACAGAGAUUGAAGGGUUUCCUUGGGCCAAAGGGAGAAAAAAAGAAUUCAGGAGUGUCAGGCUCACCAGAGGACAAGUCGAUGAAAACCGUCACUGAGGUACAAGAGGAGCCCUCAGACAAAGGGACACAUUCAGAAUCCAUAUCAUCUUCAACAACAGUAGAGAACAAAAAACCCAAUAGUAAAUCAACCCAAUCACGCUAUCAGUCCUCUACCUCAAAUGUGCUGUUCAGCAGCAACCUCAGGGACGAUACCAAAGUGAUCCUUGAGCAAAUCUCUGCAAAUAGCCAGAAGAAUAGACAGGAACUGGUAAAGCAGUCUGAAGAGUCUGGGAAAGGUGAAGAGGACAAGGAAGAUACCCUCCGGUAUCAAAGCCAUAACCGGUUCAGUCGAUCUCCAGUCAACCCACAGGAGAGGGACAAUCUGCUGAAGAGAAUAGAGAGCAUGCGCAAGGAGAAGAAAGUAUACAGUCGCUUCGAGAUGGGGAAUAACCUGGGAUAAAAAACAUGGAGGAAGGGGCCAGUGUUCCUCACAAAGAACUUUAAAGAACCUGAAAAUGUCCUAAAAAAUUUCCCCAGUACCGAACAUGGCCGAUACUGCUCAAAAGACACAGAGAAGCAAUUAUGUCCCUUCAGAUAAAAGCGUCUGCUAAAUGACUAGUAACCUAAAUAGUUCAUGGAUCUCAUAAAACCAGACCACGAAAAUAGCACAACCUCAAAUAUGAGGAGUCUUGCUGCAGCAAGAGGAAUAAUUCUCACUCUGUGCCAAUCUGAGCCCACAGUGGAUUCACUCUGCCCUUAUAAGGCAUCAGGGCAUACCUCAUAAUAAUAAUCGGACACCAUCCCUGCAGAAUAGAAAAACAGAAAUGGGGCCAAAGGAGGCUUUGAACUUUGAGAAGCUUUUCACAACUUUUCCUUCUUUUUUACUGGGCCUUUUCUUUCUUUAUGAUGCAUAUGUACAUGUGAACUGUUGUUUGGCACCAUUUCCAACUCUGGUAAAGGAAAGUAACAUGUCUGGACAGAAGCUUAGAUAAGCCAUGCUGAAGGCCCUAAAACACACCCACAUUAACAUGCACCCCCCCACCCCCCAAGGACACGUCAUGCUGAAAUUAUGCUUUGACAUGACUCUUGUGCCAAUGGAUCACAAACAUAAAGGAAACAAGACAUAGCUGGAAGACUGGAAGGUAAAGAACACAGAAAAUCUGCAACCUGAAACUGUCAGAAAUCAAUAGCAGGAAAGUAUGCAAGGAAUAUAUGGAAAAUGUCUUUUACUUUAACAGUAUGCUGUCAAGGAUGUGGAUUGAUACCAGGUAAUUUUUCUUGUUUUAAUUCAACAAGAAAUUACAGUAUAAUGCUUUCUAGACAUGCUAGACGUUUCUGCAUUAGCAACUUUAUGUUGGCAGGAGAAACUGUUAAAUCUGGGUUUGAUAAAGAUGUUCUCAGGACUGGGCUUUGCCCUGUAUUUUGUCAAUGCAAAAUGUAAUUAACAGAUAGAAUGGUAUUACUGAACACCAAAGAAUUCCCAGAGUGCCAUACUGGAUGUGUCAUAGGACUGAUUUAAGCAAACUGGAAGCUGAUCAAAUGCUGUAUAUCUGAUCGAAGAGAGUGAUGAAAUUUGACUUUGGUAGUCUUUCUAGUCACUUGUUAAGAAAUUAAAUGUGUCAUCACUACAGUUUAUAAAUACAAAUUUUGGAGGAUCUAGACAUGUUUACACAUUUUUAUUGUGUCAUAAAUUCUGAAUAAAUGGUCUAGAACUUUUAUAUUCCAUGUAUGGGUAUGAUUUGAUUGUAAUUUAUAACAAUAUUCAUUCAUUUUUAUAUUGGCAACAUCAAAACAGUGCAGUUGGUAAAAGUUAAACAAGAAACAACAGGAGAGAAAAGAAUAUUUGAGGUGCUCUUCUAAUUAACUUCUGUAAAGCUGCAUAAAAUUGGUAUUUGUUGAAAGAGGUAAGAACUGAUCAUCACACAAUUCAGGUAUGCAAAACGUGUUUGAGAUAUUCAUGAUGCUUUAUCACUGGUAUCCAUUUGCAUCUCUCCAGUUUGGGUGUGGCUUAACCUGCCCAGCAGCUUGGUCAACUGCUCCAGCUUCUGUUGCUCUGUAUGGUUAUACACACAAACAGAAAAAUAUAUGAUUACUUAGAGUUACUUGUUUGACUGUCAGUUCAAAUGUUAAGAUGUUCAGUCUCAAGUCUAGGGAGAAUUGGGUACCAGGUUAUGUCCCUCUACAAUCCCACUGUUGAAAGUCAUCAAGCCCUACAAUGCUGAAGAUCUGAAUAACUGAACAAAUUCGUUUUUGGGAAAAUUACAAAUGUGACCUGAAUGUCUGAAUAAAGCAAUGAGGUAUGGAAAAUGUCACACUAAACAUGCA